CUCCAUUUUAGGCAAUGUCAUCGAGCGAUACCGCUGCUGCAGCCAACGUUGCGCAGGGAUUCAAAAAGAGCAAUGCUCAGCGUCGGUAUCGCCAGCGUGAUGACGCAUCGGGAGCGAGCAGCAACGACGCCAAGUCGACCUCAGUCAGCGCGAGUGAAGUGGCUGCAGAAGGAGCGGGCGCCGACAAUGACGCUCCCCGCCACGACGCCAAGCGUGUGCGUCUGGAUGACACUGCUGCAGUGACUGGUGAUGCUGCGACCGGCGAUGCCGCUGCCAAGGACGGCGCUGCGGCUGGCCCAGUGUCGGGUGCGAACGACGUUGACGCGACUUUAUUUGCUGCGAUCAGCGGCAACAGCAGCCAAAGCACGGCAGCUCAAGCGGCAGACAGCGAUGAGAUGGCAGAGUCAGAUGAUGCAGAUGCAAGCGAGGAGUCACAUCGAGAGCGACUCGAGCGAAUGAAGGAAUUGCAACGAUUCCGACAACGGAAGAGCGGCGUGACCCCGGCGGGCCUCGCGUUGGGACAGCGUGUCAAGAGCGUGGCGGAAGAACUUUUGGCGGCGUCCGAUCCUUUCAAGCUUAAGUCAGGCGGCGGCCUUGUUGACAAGGCUGCAAUUCGAGUGAAGGAUCGUGAUCGCGAUCGUGAUGCGGACGACGACAAGAACUUUUCGUUGACAUCGACAUUCUCCCACGAAACAAAGGCUCGUGACGAAGACAAGAUGAUGUUGAGCUACAUCGACGAACAGCUGGCGAUUCGUCGAGGGACGAAUGCAAAUGACAAUGCCAACAACGCGAACGACCCUACAGCGCAGCUGUAUGUGGUUCCGAAGAAUUUAGAAGCGACCUCCGCGUUGAAAAACGUGUCUGAGGAUAGCAUUUCAUCUGCGCUGCUGUCUGGCAUCCCCGAGGUUGACUUGGGAGUCCAAUCACGCAUUCGCAACAUUGAGGAAACAGAAAAGGCCCGCAUUGAGCUCGAGCAAAAGCGGCUUUCGGGCAAUCAAAGCUCCAACGUCGUUCUGCAUCACCAUCGCUUCUUCAACACCGCAGACCGCUCAGACCGAUCCGACUCGGCAGGAGCACAACAGCAUGGCUCGCAAAAUUCAUCUGCUGCUGCACGACAGCCCAGGGCAACGGAUCAACUUGUAUUUGACAAAUUCAAAAAGGCACAACUUGGACGACGAUGAUUUGGCAGCGCUCCUCUUAUUUUCGCGGAAUCUCGCCUGCAACCUCAAACCGACGCUUGUUGAGCUGUUGAUGCAAUGUCGAUUGCAAUUGCAGCAGUUGUUAGGAAUUCAAGUGAGAGUGUGUUGUUGCGCAGACUUGGUUUCGUGAAAUCUCGAUGAACUAUUGCAUGUGCACUGACCUUCUCACUAAUGUAACGAUGAACGCCUUCCUGGAC
Messenger RNA from Capsaspora owczarzaki ATCC 30864, 1396 nucleotides. RefSeq lists its product as hypothetical. Gene Ontology annotation, biological process: mRNA splicing, via spliceosome. Bases 15 to 1181 code for a protein of 388 amino acids. Lineage: Eukaryota; Filasterea; Ministeriida; Capsasporidae. The record is from RefSeq and is a predicted model, not a curated record. Gene Ontology annotation, cellular component: spliceosomal complex. The transcript is spliced from 9 exons.